Molecule: messenger RNA, 837 nt
Organism: Rotaria sp. Silwood2
Lineage: Eukaryota; Metazoa; Rotifera; Eurotatoria; Philodinida; Philodinidae
Source: the annotation of a GenBank genome assembly
AUGGGUGGUGCUCCAUCAGCUGUCGAAAACACUGUCAAUUCAACUGUACAAGAAGUUACGACUUCAGUUGCAGAAGUUACUAAUACAGUUGGAGAAGUAAUAGAAUCUGAGGUUAAACAAGUCAUUGGAGAGAUUUUUCCCAGUAAUACCGAAUCUGGUAAUUCGAAGACUCUAGAAGAAAUUGAAAGAGAAAAGGAACAACUCGAACGAUGGCGAUUGGCUUGUAUUGCUUUGGAAAAAGAGCUUCAAGAAAAGGAGACCAUAGAGUCUGAAGAAGAUUUAGAUAAACAUGAUAAGAGAAGCAUUGAGAAAUUUUAUGAACUUGCAAAAAAGGUAACUCCUCUUACAUUAACUGGUCGUAAUAUUGGCUUUUACGGCGUUACUUCUACUGGCAAAAGUUCAAUGAUCAAUGCUCUAUUGGGUUCGAAAUUGGCUGCAGUUGGAUUUGGUGAAACAACUACGGAAAUUACAGGAUAUGAUGGAUCAGAUUAUCGACUUUACGAUAUUCCAGGCAAAAAUGAUGAUGUUUCCUUAUUCACAAAGGAUUAUAUAGCUUUAAUGAAAGGCUUAACUCAUCGUAUGGUAUUAAUCACGGCAACAAUUAAAGAGAUUACUAAACUUUUAGGCUUAUUUAAUGUACUGGGUCUAACUUAUGAUAUUGUCGUAAAUAAAUUUGAUUCAAUUGACACAGAAGAACGAGAAACAUUUCGACAACAAAUAUUGAAAGAAAUUGAAGAAUAUCAAUUAAAAGGAGUACAUCAAUUAUGGUGCGUCAGUGCAAAACAUCCGGAACAGUUUCCUGAUUGGCUUCAAAUGGUUAAUUAUUUAACACCAUGA